AGUACUAGCAUUUAUAGGCCCGCCCAAUCCAAACUAAUGAAAAUAGAUAUGAUGUUGUUCGUUUAAGACUCCACAGCUGAAUUUUGUGCGACAUUCUAGUCUUCUAUAUAGGGGGCGGGUGGUCAGUCUUUCUUGGGUUUGUCUGAAUCAAUCAUGGGAGAGGCAGCAAAAACCAAUCCUCCAGCUGUGCCCGAAGAAGCCCCCAUCAGAGUUGCAGCCAUCUGUGGCUCCCUCCGUAAGGGCUCUUGUAAUCGAGGCCUCAUCCGGGCAGCAAUUGAGAUAUCCAAUGAGUCAAUAGGUGGCAUGAUCAUAGAGUAUAUAGACAUUUCACCUUUACCAUUGUUGAAUACAGAUUUAGAAGUGAAUGGGACUUUUCCCCCAGAAGUUGAGGCUUUUCGGGAUAAGAUUCGCCAAGCAGAUAGCGUUCUUUUUGCUUCGCCAGACUACAACUAUUCUGUCACUGCACCUCUGAAAAAUGCUAUCGAUUGGGGAUCAAGACCCCCCAAUGUUUGGGCUGAUAAGGCUGCUGCACUUGUAGGUGCUGCCGGAGGUACUGGUGGGGCUCUUCAACAGUAUCAUGUCCGCCAGAUUGGAGUCUUUCUUAAUCUUCAUUUCAUCAAUAAGCCUGAGUUUUUCCUCCGGAGGCCUUUAGCCCCGCCCCAGAAGUGUGAUGAAGAUGGUAACUUGAUCGAUGGGGAAGUCAGAGAGAGGUUGAAGGAGGUUCUUUUGUCUUUAUAUGCAUUUACCUUGAGACUCCAGGGCAAGUCUAAAUGAUAUAUGUUCCGUUACUUUCUCCUUCUCAUCUGCUAGCACGUCAUUUCACACGGUCUAAUGAAUAAAAUUUGAUUCUUUCAUCACUGGAGUUAAUAGUGUUGGGAAGAGCUAUAACUUACUUUCGGUUUUCAGGGCAUCAUAUGUUGUUUGUUUCUUGUUUGUUCGUAUUCCUUCUGGGGCAGGCUACUACUUGGGAUUGGGAAUUUGCCAAGUUCUUGCAAAAUGCUUCUAGGAGGUUUUUGUAAUUCUGUAUCCUUCGUGGACGAAAAUAAAUGUACCUUAGUUUAAUGUUGUAUGCAUGAAUGCACUGAUUCGGCAAAUGUAGCAUUUUCCACCAUGCCUUGAAGAUUGGCAUGUAGCAAUUUCCCAUCCCAGAUUCUUGUAAAACACAGACAACAGUGAUGAAAAGGUGAACAAGCGAGGCCAAAAAUGAAGUCCUAUUCAAA
Molecule: messenger RNA, 1220 nt
Organism: Coffea arabica (coffee)
Lineage: Eukaryota; Viridiplantae; Streptophyta; Magnoliopsida; Gentianales; Rubiaceae
Product: NADPH:quinone oxidoreductase-like
Cellular component (GO): cytosol
Molecular function (GO): FMN binding; oxidoreductase activity
Source: RefSeq, a predicted model, not a curated record